Clunio marinus is the source of this 201-nucleotide messenger RNA. The record is from the annotation of a GenBank genome assembly. Lineage: Eukaryota; Metazoa; Arthropoda; Insecta; Diptera; Chironomidae.
AUGCUCAGCUUCAUAUUUCAAUGUCAAUUUAUGCUGAAUGUAUUCUUUAAACUUUCAGUUUGCGGAAAAAGCGCGAUGAUUCAAGCUUGUAACAGUAACAAUAAAAAAGAUCUCUUUGAAAUAUCUGAAAAACUUCCAAAUAUUCUGAGAUCACCACUUAAGUAUCAAAAUUUUCAACAUGUGAAAACGCUAAAAGCAUAG